CCAGAAAAAAGUAGACACAAGCGCUGCAACAGCAACCGGCUUCUGAGGCGUUCUGCGAGCCCACCAGAUUCGAAACUUCUGGGCAUCUCUCCGGAGGGAACCGUGAUCAUGAUGUGGAAUAGUGGAUUUGAAAACUAUGGUGGCUCCUCCUACGGGGGAGCCGGCGGCUAUACACAGUCCCCGGGAGGCUUUGGGUCACCCACCGCAUCCCAGGCCGAAAAGAAAUCGAGAGCCCGAGCCCAGUACAUUGUACCCUGUACCAUAUCUCAGCUGCUUUCUGCCACUCUGGUUGAUGAAGUGUUCAGAAUUGGGAAUGUUGAGAUUUCACAGGUCACUAUUGUGGGGAUAAUCAGACAUGCAGAGAAGGCUCCAACCAACAUUGUUUACAAAAUAGAUGACAUGACAACUGCACCCAUGGAUGUUCGCCAGUGGGUUGACACAGAUGACGCCAGUGGUGAAAACACUGUGGUUCCUCCAGAAACAUAUGUGAAAGUGGCAGGUCACCUGAGAUCCUUUCAGAACAAAAAGAGCCUGGUGGCCUUUAAGAUCAUGCCCCUGGAGGAUAUGAAUGAGUUCACCACACGUAUGCUGGAAGUAGUCAAUGCACACAUGGUACUGAACAAGUCCAACAGCCAGCCCUCAGCAGGGAGAGCACCUGUCAGCAACCUAGGAAUGAGCGAAGCAGGGAGCUUCAGUGGCAAUAACUUCAUACCUGCAAAUGGCCUCACUGUAGCCCAGAACCAGGUACUGAAUUUGAUUAAGGCUUGCCCAAGACCUGAAGGAUUAAACUUUCAGGAUCUCAGGAACCAGCUCAAACACAUGACGGUCCCCUCCAUCAAGCAAGCUGUGGAUUUUCUGAGCAAUGAGGGGCACAUCUAUUCUACUGUGGAUGAUGAUCAUUUUAAAUCCACAGAUGCAGAAUAACUGGAUCUAACUGGGUACCUGAGAUAUUUUUCAUCUGGACCUGGCUUCACAAUCUUGAUGUCCCCGGCUGUGCAGAUGUUUGGCCAGGUGACUUCUAGGAAGUAGAUUUCAUCUAUGAAACGUCUCAACUGACGUCCUUUUGACAUUUACUGCUCUUCUGCGUUUGUUUUUGGGGUUUUUUUGAAGUUCAAAGGGUGAUAAACAAUUCACAGGAUGUAACCAGGGCAGAAUUUCUUGGAGAAGUUACAAAUAAGCUAGUUACAACAUCAGGAUGGAUGGGAUUGGAAGAGAGAUG
Carlito syrichta (Philippine tarsier) is the source of this 1219-nucleotide messenger RNA. Its product is annotated as replication protein A 32 kDa subunit. Gene Ontology annotation, molecular function: DNA binding. Lineage: Eukaryota; Metazoa; Chordata; Mammalia; Primates; Tarsiidae. Gene Ontology annotation, biological process: DNA replication; nucleotide-excision repair; double-strand break repair via homologous recombination. The record is from RefSeq and is a predicted model, not a curated record. The transcript has a single exon. The coding region runs from base 109 to 924 and encodes 271 amino acids. Gene Ontology annotation, cellular component: site of double-strand break; DNA replication factor A complex; chromosome, telomeric region.